This is a messenger RNA of Oryzias latipes (Japanese medaka), 4014 nucleotides long. RefSeq names its product GTF2I repeat domain containing 1 (gene gtf2ird1). The record is from RefSeq and is a predicted model, not a curated record. NCBI's taxonomy places the organism in Eukaryota, Metazoa, Chordata, Actinopteri, Beloniformes, Adrianichthyidae. Gene Ontology annotation, cellular component: nucleus. Gene Ontology annotation, molecular function: DNA-binding transcription factor activity.
AGGUCCCAGGCCCGUUUCCGUUUUUCCCGUUUCCUCCGUUAAUCCUGUAUGUAAAUCGCAGCCAAUGGAUGCCGGUGUUGAGUUGGGCUGGGAUUAGCAGAAAGCGAAUGAGUUUCAAUUUUACUGGAUUACAGAACAAAGAAAAGGAGAAAGGGACACCCUGCUCUGCAAAAACGGGAAAAACAGGAAUAAACUGGGAAAAAUCAAAGGAAAGCGAAACUGCAGUCCAAGGCGCGAUGAUCCGGAUUAGGGUGUUUUUCAACGGACGGGAAUUGUGAGCCGUUUCUGAUGGAUUAAAAUCGGGGAAUAUUCCGGGAUUGACAGCAGCAACAAGGCUAUUUAAACGUUAAUUGAGAAGUCUCUGGGAUUUGGAGCUACUUCCUGUUUGGAACGCCAGGGGGGAGGGGCCACUCAGUCCAGUUCUCAGACUGAGGUUUACUCGUGCCGUUUAGGAGGCAUGGCUCAGAUGAGGAAGCUGGCCUGUGAUGGCGUCAGGGUGAACUCCCGCAGCGACCUGCAGGCCCCGCUGGUGUCGGCCAGACAGGAGAUCCUCACCAGCCUGGUGUCCGCCCUGGACUCCGUGUGCACGGCCAUGUCGAAGCUGAAUGCUGAGGUGGUGUGCGUCACCGUGCACGAGGACAGCGUCAUCGCCGUGGGAACAGAGAAGGGGAGGGUCUUCCUGAACGCCAGGAGGGAAAUCCAGACUGACUUCUACAAGUUCUGCCGGUUGCCAUGUCUGCCCAACGCAGCAAACUGUCACACCAAAGAGCCGGAGGCUGACCCGAGCAAAGCGAGUAAGGAUGGAGAGCUGGGGAAGCACAGAGCUCCGUCAGAAGCCCCCCAGUCCAGCGUCUUUGUCCUGAGGAAGAUGGUGGAGGAAGUCUUCACCGUGCUUUACAGUGAAGCCGUGGGAAAGAGCAGCCUGGUCCCCGUGCCUUACGAGACGAUCCAGAAGGACCCCGGCUGCGUGGUGGCCCACGGUUUGCCCGACGGAGUCGCCCUGAAGAAGCCGUCGGAGUACGACACGAAAACGCUGAUGAAGAUCCUGGAGCAGAGCCACCGCAUCCACUUCACAGUGCAAAGUCAAGCGAAGGAUUUGUCCCGGGAAGCCAAGUCCAGCAGCGACGUCAACCACAGCUCUGUUCCCCAGAGCGGUCCCGCUCCGGUGAAACCGGCGCCGCAGAGUCAGGCCGCCUCCAGCAACUCGGUUCUGUCAAACUUCCUGUACGGCAUGCCCAUGUCCUCCAAACCCUCUCCCGAUGGAAAGCUGGACUUCAAACCCGUUUCGUUGCUCAACCUGGGCAAAGACAGGCCGAGUACCUGGAGCGCGGCGGCAGAGAAGAGCUGCUGCGGGAAGGACGCCGUCAGCUCCGAUGAGCGGGGGCCCGGCGAGCAGGGUCAGAGCCCCCCCGGCAUCCACAUCUCCAAGAGGCUGCUCUUCUCCAUCGUGCACGACAAAUCCGAAAAAUGGGACUCGUUCAUUCGGGAGACGGAGGACAUCAACACGCUGAGGGAAUGUGUGCAGAUCCUGUUCAACAGCAGAUACGCGGAGGCUCUGGGUCUGGAUCACAUGGUGCCUGUCCCCUACCGCAAAAUCGCCUGCGACCCUGGAGCCGUGGAGAUCAUCGGCAUCCCGGACCAGAUCCCCUUCAAGAGGCCGUGCACGUACGGCGUCCCCAAGCUGAAGCGCAUCCUGGACGAGCGCCACUCCAUCCGCUUCGUGGUCAAAAGGAUGUUCGAUGAGAGGAUUUUCACCGCUGCCGGAAAGAUUGCGAGGGAGGAGGGGAAGCACGAGCCGGGCGCCGCGCCCGAAGACGGCUUCUGCGACAGUCUUAGCGCCCCGAUCGCCGCCGAGCCGGUCAGCCACGCCCACAGCAGCAGAUCCACCAGCGCCUGUGUCAGUCCUCUGGCCGACUGCGAAGCAGGUCCGUCAGGAGACUGCGCUCCUCUGAGGAGGAUCAAAACGGAGCCUCCAGAAGGAGAAAUCAUCCAAAUCACAGUGCCUGACGCCGGCACAAGCGGGGAGGAGCCCAGCGAGGCUGUGAGCGAGGCCGCCGCAGGAGCGCCGUGUCCGACCACAUCCUCGCCCUCAGCGCCCCCCGCUCCUCCUGCAUCCCACCACCCCAUGGAGAACCACCCAGCUGAAGCGCCGUCACCCGGAGCGUCCUCCCAGAGCGUCUGCAGACCUCCUGAAGGUGGUCCCGUCGCCCACAGAGACCCCACAGUGCAGCAGAGAGGAGGGCUGAACCCUUUGACCGAAGAGCUCUUCUGUCCCGCAGGAGGAACUCUGCUGGAGGACAUCGGGGAGAUGAUCCUUCAGCUGCGGAGGCAAGUGGAGAGCCUCUUCGGCAUCAAGUACGCUGAAGCUCUGGGCCUCACAGAAGUCACCAAGGUGCCGUACUCGCGGUUCCAGAUGUACCCGGAGGAUCUGUACGUCACCGGCCUCCCAGACGGGAUCUCCCUGCGGAGGCCCAACUGCUUCGGCGCCGCCAAGCUGCGGAAGAUCCUGGCGGCCAGCGGUCAGAUCCAGUUCGUGAUCAAACGGCCGGAGCUUCUGACCGAACAGGUGAAGCAAGAGAUGCCCCCCCUCCCCAUCUGUGACGCAGAGCUCGACGCCACGGACGCCACUCCGGUGACGCCAGAAGACUCUGCAGCCGUUUCCAAGAAACCCGGAUUCUCAGACUGCAUGGAGUCCAAGCUGUCCCGCAUCGACCUGGCCAACACGCUGCGCGAGCAGGUCCAGGACCUGUUCAACAGGAAGUACGGGGAGGCGCUGGGCAUCAAGUACCCCGUCCAAGUGCCUUACAAGAGGAUCAAGAACAACCCGGACUCGGUCAUCAUCCAGGGCCUCCCGCCCGGCAUCCCCUUCAGGAAGCCCUGCACCUUCGGCUCCCAGAACCUGGAGAGGAUCCUGGCGGUCGCCGACAAGAUCAGCUUCACCAUCACCAGACCUUUUCAAGGACUCAUCCCCAAACCAGCUCCUCGCCGAGUCACUCUACUAAAAAAAGCCUACGCCGCCAUCAGUGAUGAAGACGACAUGAGCCGCAUGGGGGAGAAGGUGGUGCUGCGGGAGCAGGUCAAGGAGCUGUUCAACAAGAAAUACGGUGAGGCUCUGGGCCUGGACCGCUCCGUCGUGGUGCCGUACAAGCUGAUCCGCGGCAGUCCGGAGUCUGUGGAAGUCGGCGGCCUUCCAGACGACAUUCCCUUCCGGAACCCCAACACCUACGACCUCCUGUGCCUGGAGAAGAUCCUGCAGGCCGCAGACAAGAUCACGUUCAACAUCAAGAGCCAGCUGCAGCCUUUUGCGGAAAUCUGCAGCCACGCCUGCAACACAGUGGGAACAGACGCCUCCACCAACCGCCGCAAACGCAAACGAGUCCAGGAGAGCAGCCGAGUAAGCCCCGCCUCCGACCUGGCCCCGUCGACCAAUCAGAUUCCAGUCAUGCAGUGGCCCAUGUACAUGGUGGAUUACGGCGGCGUGAACGUUCAGGUUCCCGGGAAGGUCAAUUACUGAAGAAGAACUGCAGCAGGACGGGAUGAUGGGAGGAGGAGGAGGAGCAGCUGAAUGUACGCAGGUUUUCUUCAACCAUCACCUUUUGUUCCUUUUUUUUAACAUUAAUGAUAAAAAAAAGUCCCGACUAUCUCAUCGUUUGCCUUCUCAUCUUGGUGUCCAUCCACCGACUCGACAAAAACGCCUGACGAGCCUCUGGUCCCGAACUAUUUCACAUAUUUGUACUUCUUAUUUAUUCUAUUUAUUGCAAUCUAACACGACGGGCAGGGAUGUAAAAAAUCUUCUUCUGUUGUCUUUGAGGAACUAUCAGCACACUGAGGAGCCGCUUCACCCCAGUUCAGAUUCAUCCGCAGCAAAGGGCCUUUGAACCUGUAAAUAGGUCAUUAAAGUCAGCCUGAAUGUAUCAUGUAAAGACUGCUCUGUUCUUCUGGACUAACUAUUUAAUAUGCUGUACCUUAACGCCAUUUAGGCCUUUCAAAUAAAAUGUGUUGCCUUGCACCUCA